UUAUGACUUAGCAAACAUCUCUCACUCAUUUCUUCAUCCAUGGCUCCAUGCCCUUCAUUCAAUUCUCUGUUCCUGUGUACUACAGCAUCAUGAACAACAACAUUUAACAGAAGAAAUAAGAACAAAAUCUACACCAAAAAGUUUGUUUUGAUCUUUCAUUUGAAGCUUAUUUCCAACCACUUUUCUUCAUCUACCAAUGGCCAUUUCAAAGUGUGUAAACAACAAGAAACACCAACACCACCACCAAUGUUACAUAUCUGUACCUUCAGAGAUCAUCAACUCUCUCUCAUCUAACUCACUCCACUCUCUUCUUCUCUCUCCCAAAAAAGCUUCAAAGACUGCAACUUUUUCAAGAUCAAAGCUUUUCAAGAACCCCAAAACAUGGUUUUUGUUCCUUUUUGUUUCUGGGUUUCUGUUUAUGAUGAAGUUGUGGUACAAUUUUGACCCUUUUAACCCAAACCCAUGUGGGAUUGUCCCCCAAAAGGUGAGUUUAAGCUUGAUUCCAAAUGGGGUUUUAAAAUCUUUGAAUAAAGAUGAAGAAAAAGAUGAAGAGUUGAAGGGGUUUUGGAAACAGCCUGAUGGGCUUGGGUAUAGGCCUUGUUUGGAUUUUAGUAGUGAGUAUAAGAAACAAAGUGUUGAGAUUUUGAAAGAUAGAACAAAGUAUUUGGUGGUGGUUGUUUCUGGUGGUAUGAAUCAACAAAGAAACCAGAUUGUUGAUGCUGUUGUGAUUGCUAGAAUCCUUGGUGCUGCUCUUGUUGUUCCAAUCUUGCAAGUUAAUGUUAUUUGGGGUGAUGAAAGUGAAUUUUCAGAUAUAUUUGAUGUAGAACACUUCAAGGAAGCUCUAGCAGAUGAUGUCAGGAUCAUCUCAUCAUUACCAUCUAACCAUUUGAUGUCAAGACCAGUGGAAGAGAAGCACACUCCCCUUCAUGUUUCCCCUCAAUGGAUUCGAGCUCGAUACCUCAAAAGGAUGAAAAGGGAAGGCGUUUUGUUGUUACGUGGGUUAGACUCGAGGCUGUCGAAGGAUCUUCCUUCUGAUCUCCAAAAGCUAAGAUGCAAGGUUGCGUUUCACGCUUUGCGAUUUGCACCACCGAUUCGUGAGCUAGGAAACAAGCUCACCGAGAGAAUGAGGAGCAAAGGGCCUUAUCUUGCUCUUCAUCUUAGAAUGGAGAAAGACGUAUGGGUCAGAACGGGCUGUCUUCCGGGCUUGAGCCCGGAGUAUGAUGAAAUAAUCCACAAUGAACGAAAACGUCGACCCGAGCUUUUAACUUCAAGAUCAAACAUGACUUACCAUGACCGAAAACUUGCUGGUCUUUGCCCCUUAACCGCCUUGGAGGUCACGCGGCUCUUGAAAGCUCUUGGAGUACCGAAAAACGGGCGGAUCUUUUGGGCGGGUGGGAGCCCGUUAGGUGGUUCAAAAGUAUUAUCACCGUUAAUGACCGAAUUUCCUCAUUUCUACAACAAAGAAGACUUAGCAUUAGCCGGAGAGCUAGAACCGUUUGCAAAAAAAGCAUCCAUCAUGGCGGCCAUCGACUACAUUGUGUCUGAAAACAGUGAUGUGUUCAUGGCAUCUCAUGGUGGGAACAUGGGCCAUGCGAUCCAAGGGUAUCGGGCGUAUUCGGGCCAUAAAAAGACGAUUACGCCCAACAAACGACAAAUGCUAUCUCAUUUUCUUAACACUUCUCUUCACGAAGACGAAUUCAAUAGAAUCAUACUGGCUUUACAUCGGGACUCGAUGGGGCAGCCCGAGAUUAGAACUAGCAAAGCAGGACGCGAUGUUACAAAGUUUCCGAUCCCCGAGUGUAUGCGCAAUGAUUCGUCUUUCUGAAAAACAUACAACAUGAUUCAACAAGUUGUUGGGAAGAUAUUCAUUGUUUUGUUUAUUAUACAGAUGUAUACUAGUUAGUAACAUGUAAAUAAAAAAAUCAUACAAUAAUACAUAUAUAGUCAUGUUAACCUCCCUAUUUUUGAGAUAUAAAGCCAAGUAUUAUGUUGUAAA
Helianthus annuus (common sunflower) is the source of this 1996-nucleotide messenger RNA. RefSeq names its product O-fucosyltransferase 20. NCBI's taxonomy places the organism in Eukaryota, Viridiplantae, Streptophyta, Magnoliopsida, Asterales, Asteraceae. The transcript is spliced from 5 exons. The record is from RefSeq and is a predicted model, not a curated record. Gene Ontology annotation, cellular component: cytoplasm. The coding region runs from base 197 to 1825 and encodes 542 amino acids.